CACCAGCCUAGCUGCUAAGAACACAGACAUCAAACUUCAGACCCACACACACAAGAGCAAGAACAAGCUUGUUUGCCUGCCUCAUCGAUCGAAACACAGCAGGAUCAUCGUCUUGAUCAGGAGCAGACUCGGCUAUACGCCUAUACCUCAUGGGUUCGUCGACGGCGCGCGUUCUCCUCGCGGUGGCUCUCGCCGUGCUUCUAACGUCGACGUCCCAUGUCGCUGAUGCCGCCAGGCCCGCGCCGGCGGCGGACCAGGCGCUGCUGCUCGACGGCGGCGUCGUCCAGGCGGUGACGCUGGCGGACAAGGCGAGGCAGACGGUGGAGCUGCUCAUGGCCAGGUUGCCGGCCGGUCCCAGCCCCAAGGGACCCGGCCACUAGAUAGACGAGAAAAUGACUUCUCCUGUGAUCCCGUUCUUUUGUUCAUGUUUCUUUUCUGGGGAAAAGAGACCCUGAUUCUUUCUAGUUUAUUACAGAUUCAUUUUUGAGGGGGAAAAACAUUCUUCUCUGUUGUUACAUGUAUUAUACUGUACCGGUACUGCUGAUGUGAGAUACUAGUGAACUAAUCAAGUACAAAGAUCAA
Triticum urartu is the source of this 582-nucleotide messenger RNA. RefSeq lists its product as uncharacterized. Lineage: Eukaryota; Viridiplantae; Streptophyta; Magnoliopsida; Poales; Poaceae. Gene Ontology annotation, biological process: defense response. The record is from RefSeq and is a predicted model, not a curated record.